CCGAAAGAUAAAAUGUAACGGGUGUUUUUGUCAGGUGUAGCUUCUAUGUUUAACUAAGGACCGCGUACCUUAAAUAAGAUAAAUUGCAAUGUGUAUUAAUUAGCGUAAUGUACAAUGUCAAAAUUGUUUUUAAUGUAAAAUAGUAUGAGCGUUAUUUAAUAAGUACAGAGUGCAGGUGACGCUGACCAAUUUACCAUAAGAGAAGAUCAUCUUUAGUUUCAAUAAUAUUGAUAAUUCAUUGCAUUUAUAUCUUGAAUUUCGCGCGUUUGUCAGCGUUCACAGGUUGUAACAGCCUCUCAAGGUCUAUAUUUAACAGACCCGGUGGCCAUACAAGGUCGUGGCUGUCCAGAGCAAUCUGCAGAGUGGCAGCAUUAUUUUUGUUCCUGUCGGCUGCCUCAUCCCCACCGCAGUGCCAUUCUCACUCGCUUCUCAUUUUUGGAGUCUUACAACUUUUCCUCCAACUUUGAUUUUGCUGUGAACGGAGAGAGAAAGGAGUUUCUUCGUCUGAUCAUAAAGCACACUCAGGAUGUCGGGAUCCUUAAAAGUACAAAAGGAGCAGGAGAAACGGGACCUCGAGACGCACUUUGAGAGCAGCUAUCAUCACAGCUCCUUGUCAUCUGUUAGCAGCCAUUCUUACGCUGCUUAUGUGAGCAGCCAUGGGGUCAACACAUCAACUAAGAAGAAAGAGAAGAAAAUAAGUGCAGUCUCCAAAAAAGACAAGCGAGCUCAUCUGGCAGUGGACAAAGAAAACGGGGUCAUUGGAUACGUUAUACCGGUCUUUAGAACCAGUCAUUUAGCCACCCAAGAGCUGAUGGAGAGCCAGGAGGAGGUGAAGGAAGAGGGUGUGGGGUAUGUUGUCAUGAGAAACCUGUUCUCCAGGGAUACCGACUUCAAGAUGAGGGUUCAUAAGAAGACCAGGGAGACCAGUAUGAGAGAGUCUGCCGAUCGCAUGACUCUGAGCAGAAAGAUCCACGAGAAAGAUGAAUUCCAGAAGAAGAUGAAUGUAGACAGUUUGACUCACCCACCGGAGUUCAUUGUGAAACCACGUGGCCAGACCGUGUGGGAGGGAAAGAGUGUGACCCUGCACUGCACCGUGGCUGGAUGGCCCAAACCCCGUGUGGCCUGGUACAAAAACAAUGUUGUUAUCGAUGCAAAAGCUCACUCUGAGAAAUACGUCACAGAGAGCCAAUACAACAUGCAUUCUCUGGAAAUCAAGAACUGUAAUUUCAAUGACACUGCUGAGUAUCGGAUCUCUGCUCUCAAUGUGAAGGGAGAAAGUUCUGCUUUUGCCUCUGUCAUUAUCAAAAGGUUCAAGGAUGAAAAGGAGGUGAUUGAAAGGCCUCAUGGUUUCAGUCCUGAGUAUGGAGUCACCUUUCUCACUACCAUCAUUGACAAGUUUGCCGUUUCAUUUGGACGCGAGGGAGAGACUAUGAGUUUGGGCUGUACUGUCAUUGUCUACCCCAAUGUCAAACGCUACCAGCCAGAAAUCGUGUGGUCCAGAAAUGGUGUCGCCUUGUCACCUUCUAAGUGGGUAACCAUGCAUUGGAGUGGAGAGCGGGCAACUUUGACUCUUGUGCACCUCAACAAAGAAGAUGAGGGUCUCUACACCCUGCGUGUCAACACCAAGUCAGGCUUCGACUCCCACUCUUGCUAUGUUUUUGUUAGAGAUGCUGAUGUGGAGGAGGAGGGGGUCCCUGUUGCUCCUCUUGAUGUGCGUUGCUAUGACGCUAAUAAAGAUUAUGUGGUCGUCACCUGGAAGCAGCCAGCGGUGGAGGGCAGCAGUUCCAUCAUGGGCUAUUACAUUGACAGGUGUGAGGUUGGCACUCAUCACUGGGCCCAGUGUAAUGACACUCCAGUCAAAUACGCCCGCUUUCCUGUCACCGGGCUUAUUGAGGGUCGCUCUUACACAUUUAGAGUGCGAGCCUUUAAUACAGCAGGCGUGAGCCGGCCGUCCCGUCCCUCUGACCCCGUAGCUGCAGUGGACCCUGCAGAUCGUGCUCGUCUCAGAGCCGGUCCCUCUGCUCCAUGGACUGGAAUGAUCAAAUUUACCGAGGAAGACCCUACAGUUGGGGUAGUCCCUGGUCCAACCUCUGACCUGGCUGUCACUGAAGCUACCAAAAGUUACGUGGUGUUGAGCUGGAAGCCCCCUGUGCAGAGAGGCCAUGAGGGUGUCAUGUAUUAUGUGGAGAAGUGUUUGGUGGACACUGACACAUGGCAGAGGGUAAACCCCGGGAUGCCAGUGAAAUCUCCCCGCUAUGCCCUCUUUGACCUUGCUGAGGGUAAAUCCUACAGCUUCCGUGUUCGCAGCUGCAACUCUGCUGGUGUUGGGGAGCCGUCGGAAGAAACUGGGGCGACCACCGUGGGAGACAGAUUGGACCUGCCGUCUAUUCCAGGUCCUAUCGUUCCCAUCAGAAGCACUGACAGUUCUGUGGUUGUGACCUGGGGGGCAUCCAAAGAGGUGAAGAAUCUGGUGGGUUAUUAUAUUGAGGUUAGCGCCAAUGGCAGCGGUGUUUGGGUUCCCUGCAACAACAAGCCCGUCAAAGGCACAAGGUUUGAAUGCCACGGGCUGAACGGUGGAGACAAAUGUGUGUUUAGGGUGAAGGCUGUGAACGCUGCUGGAUACAGUCAAAGCACUGCGGAUUCUGAGGUCUGCAUUGUGCAGGCAGCAAUUGCCACCUCGAGCGCUCCCACCGGUGUCACCCUGCUGGAGAGUGUUCGUGACUACAUGGUGCUGGGCUGGACCGCUCCUGCUAACAACGGAGGAGCAGAUAUCAGAGGUUACUAUCUGGACUACAGGACAGUUAAAGAUGGAGUCACAAGCAAGUGGAAUGAGCUCAACAACAAGGCAGUCACUGACACAUCUUAUAAGGUGACGGACUUGAAAGAAAACACUUUCUAUCAGUUCCAGGUGCGUGCAGUUAACCAGAGUGGUGUUGGUGAAGCUUCCACACCUGGUGUCCCCUUGGAAUGCAAGGAAUGGACUGUUGCUGUUCCAGGUCCUCCUCAGGGCCUGCGUGUCCUCGAGGUGCGUAAGAACUCAUUGGUGCUUCUGUGGGAACCACCAACGUUCAACGGCCGCAGUCCUGUAACUGGGUAUUAUGUGGACUUUAAAGAGGAGGAUGGCAGAUGGAGAUGUGUCCAAGAGAGGUCCACAAAAGAGACUUUUAUGAAGGUGACUGGUCUUCAAGAGGGUGUUUCCUACAGGUUGCGUGUUCACGCUAAAAAUCUGGCAGGUGUCGGUGGACCCUCAGAGUCAACUGAUGCUGUUUUGGCUCAGACUCGAACUGGAACCAAUGAGAUUGUUGUGGAUGUGGAUGAUGACGGUGUGAUCUCUCUGAACUUUGAGUGCUCCGACCUUAAAGAAAGCUCUCAGUUUAUGUGGUCUAAAAAUUAUAAGGCCUUCACCGACACUUCUCGUCUUACCAUUGAGACUGUCGGGGGCAAGUCAAGAGCCAUCUUCAAUGAUCCAUCAGUGGAGGACCUGGGCAUUUACUCUUGUGUGGUAACAAACACUGAAGGUUUCUCGGCCAGCUACGAGCUAACUGAGGAAGGACUUAAGCGUUUGUUGGAGAUCAGCCAUGACAACAAGUUCCCCAUAAUUCCCUUCAAAACUGAAAUGUCCAUUGAGCUUCAGGAGAAAGGACGUGUGCGUUUCUGGGCCCAAGUUGGCAAGUUCACUUCUAACUGCCAAGUGGAGAAUGUUUUCAAUGAUAAUAUCAUCUCUCAAGGAAAGAAGUACACGAUGAACUUUGACAAGAGCACUGGGAUCAUUGAAUUGUUCAUGGACUCAUUGGAAGUUACUGAUGAAGGAACCUUCACGUUCAACCUCGUUGAUGGCAAAGCAACCGGUCGCACCAGCUUAGUCCUUAUCGGAGAAGAGUUUGCAGAACUUCAAAAGAAGUCUGAGUUUGAGAGAGCAGAGUGGGUCAGAAGGCAAGGUCCUCAUUUCGUUGAGUAUCUCAGUUUCGAGGUCACCCCGGAGUGUGACGUGCAUCUGAAGUGCAAGGUUGGAAACAUCAAACCUGCCACCGAGAUUGCCUGGUUUAAGGACGGAAUUGAGAUUGAAGAGGAUGAUGAGGAUGCGAAGAAGAUCGGAAAAUCUGCUGAGGAUUUGAUCUUUGACAUUGGCAAGCUUGUUAUUAAGAGCGAAAAAGAAAAAGAGAAAGAAGGGAAAAUGAAACCCGCCACCGAAGAAAUCCCAAGCAAGCCAAAAAUUUCAAAGAAAGAUGCAGGAAUAUAUGAAGUCAAACUGAAGGACGAAAGAGGAAAAGACACGACUUUGCUGAAUCUGACAGAAGCAGGUUAUCAGGCAGUGCUGAACGAAGUGUUUAGAGUUAUCGCCAACUCCUCAACUGAGCUCAAGGUUAUGAGCACGGAGCAUGGAAUCAUUCUGUACUCCUUUGUUGUGCACCACAUUGAAGAUCUCCGUGUUGGCUGGCUUAACAAAGAAACAAAGAUCUCCCACUCAGAAAGAGUUCAAAGUGGAGUCACUGGAGAACAGCUGUGGCUUAAAAUUAAUGAGCCCACAGAGAAGGAUAAGGGCAAAUAUGCUAUUGAUAUCUUCGAUGGCAAAGGCAGUGUCAAAAGGGUCCUUGACCUCUCAGGACAAGUAUGGGAGGAGGCGUUUGAAGAAUUCAAGAGGCUGAAGGCGGCAGCCAUAGCCGAGAGAAACCGUGCCCGUGUGGUGGGCGGCCUGCCAGAUGUUGUGACCAUUCAGGAGGGCAAGUCACUGAACCUUACUGGCAACGUAUGGGGUGAUCCUGUUCCUGAGGUCAGCUGGAUAAAGAACGACAGGCAGCUGGUGGGUGAUGAGCGCUAUGCGCUGAAGUUCGAGCACGGCAAGUUUGCCAGCAUCACCAUCGCUGCUGUCAGCACAGGCGAUUCUGGGAAAUACGCCCUGCUGGUGAAGAACAAGUACGGCACAGAGGCAGGAGAGUUUACUGUCAGCGUCUACAUCCCAGAGGACGAAGCGGUGAAGAAGGAGUAAAGAUCGAGUUGAUCAGUAUAUAUUUCAAUGCGUUUUUAUUCAAAGCAUGCCCAGACAGUAUAAUAUUUUUCAUAUAUGGGAAAUCCAUGUAUCUUUCUUAUCAAAAACCAAAAGCAAAAAUUUGUGGAGUGCGUCUGUUAGGCCUGAUUUUUAUUGUAAGCCAGCAAUUUACAAUCCCAGGGUAAACUAUGAGACAGGAUAAACCAGGAUUGUUAAAACAAUACUAAGUAUUUAGACCCUAAAUACUAAGUACUUUAUAGCAACUAAGGAUACAGGCCUUUUACUGUGCUGGUUUUAAUCACAAUGGACCCAGAGGUAACAAUAAUACUUUGGAACAGUGAUAUUAACAAGUGAGAUGGACAUGAUUUGAAUUAAAAAGCUUUGAGUGUUGAUUUAUUUAUAAACAUAAACCGGAAGCAGUGCAAGCAAAAAAAAAUGUACCUCUGCUGUUGUCUUGUUUUAAUUAAACUUAUGUGGUGUUAACCUACUGCUCUGAUACAAUGUAUCAUAUGAUAUCAUAAAAGUGACAUCAAAUUCUGCUUUAAAGGAAGAUUACAAAACCUCAAAGUUGAAAAUGAGGUCUGUAAAAAUAGCUCAACUAGUUCAUAUCUGCAUCAUCGUGUUUUUAGUUUCAUGUUUAAUGCCUGCAUGGCUUGAUGCAUUUGUGUCUUUAAAUGUUGUAAACAUUAAACAUACCAUUAGAAAGAUGCAAGGCAGAAGACGCAUGUGAGACCGAUGCCACGCAAGACUGUUGUUGUGUUACGCAAUUGUUUUGUGAUGUGUUAUCAGUUGACAAAGAUGCUAAUCUGAAAAAAACAAUCGUCAGUGCUAUGCAAUAAAAUGAAACCACUACAAUUAAGAAAAUGUGUUUACUUGAAAACCCGUCAAGCGUGGAUCA
Messenger RNA from Triplophysa dalaica, 5885 nucleotides. It is a transcript of the gene myom1a, whose product is annotated as myomesin 1a (skelemin). NCBI's taxonomy places the organism in Eukaryota, Metazoa, Chordata, Actinopteri, Cypriniformes, Nemacheilidae. The record is from RefSeq and is a predicted model, not a curated record. Gene Ontology annotation, molecular function: protein binding.